Acytostelium subglobosum LB1 is the source of this 1209-nucleotide messenger RNA. RefSeq lists its product as hypothetical. Lineage: Eukaryota; Evosea; Eumycetozoa; Acytosteliales; Acytosteliaceae. The record is from RefSeq and is a predicted model, not a curated record. The transcript has 3 exons. The coding region runs from base 1 to 1209 and encodes 402 amino acids. Gene Ontology annotation, molecular function: ATP binding; ATP hydrolysis activity.
AUGAUAUUGAUGAUGAUGGUGUUGUUGAUGUUGAUGAUGACAUUGACAGAGGCUAGCAAGUUACAGUUGUCAUCUCAAUGUGCAAGAUAUGAUACAUAUGAUUCAUUCCUUGUGGAUACACAUAGAUUCUCAAGAUGUGUACUUCGUUCACCUGAACACCGCUUGAAGGCAUUCGAGCAGCUGUUUCAUUCAUUCUCUGCACAACAGUAUUCAACAGACAUCAUGAAGAAUGCUCUCUCCAAGAAGCUUAUCAAGCCCAAUGAGCCCAUUGUCAUCAUGUCCACUGGAGAUCAUGGACUGGGAAAGACAAGGUCAGCCAAGUUGCUAUACUCUGCAAUGUUUGAGAAUGCUCAUUUGAAUAACAAUGGCGAUGGUCUGCUCAUUAUACAUGGCGAAGAAUAUAGGUUGGUUCGUGGCAAUGACGAGCCUGCAGUGACCAGAGCAAGAAGGGAUCUGCACGACAAGAUAAGGGCACAGUUGGACAAGUGUCCAGAGUCACUCAUACUGCUGGACGAGAUACAAAAGAUACAUCCUGAUGUACUCAGUGUAUUGGAGCCAUUCUUUGAAGGCUUGACAAUGUCCAACAAUGUCAUUACCAAUCGUGCCAUCUAUGUGCUCACCUCUGACUUUGGACUCGAGGGCUCGACCAAAGGCAAGACCUCUGCCGAGGUAGUUGAGAUGGUUAUAAAGUUCUCCAAUAUGAUAUACAAGGAUACAAAGAUUAUGAGCUUGGUCACGGAUAUUGCGCCAUUCCGUGCAUUGUCAGCGAGCGAGACUGAUGAGCUACUGUUGUAUCAUUUGGUAUCAGAGUUCUGUCAAUCUUUGAGACUGCAGGGAAUGUCCGAGUUGACCCUCACCAAUCAGGAGGCCACGAUGGCCUUCCUCAGACGACAUGUGGAGCGACUAUACGCCAGCGAGAACGUUCGUGGCAUUGAAAAGUCAGUGGAGCAUCACAUCUUGAACAAUGUCACAGUGCAUCUGGCCAACAAUCAGGCGUUGUAUAAGGGUUCGGAGCCCAUCGCCGAGCAGCCCAAUGGAUGGUUCGACAGACAUUGGCGAGAGACAGGCUGCCAUGCCAUCGUCAAUGUCGUCAACCAAGGCACUGACAAGGUGUUGGAGAUAGAGUACAAGCUGGUCACAGAAGAUCAACAUCGCGACUACCUCUCUCCCUUCAAGUUCGUGGCCAAGAAGAUACGUAUCUGGAAAUGA